GCCAUGUUGGCCAACGCCACGACGAAGCCUCUCUGCCCGCUUCUGGAGCAGAUGAGCCGUCUCCAAAGCCACAGGAACUCCAGCAUCCGCUACAUGGACCACGUGUCGGUGGUGCUGCACGGGCUGGCGGCGCUGCUGGGCCUGGUGGAGAACGGGCUCAUCCUCUUCGUGGUGGGCUGCCGCAUGCGCCAGACCGUGGUCACCACCUGGGUGCUGCACCUGGCGCUGUCCGACCUGCUGGCCGCCGCCUUCCUGCCCUUCUUCACCUACUUCCUGGCCGUGGGCCACUCGUGGGAGCUGGGCACCCCCUUCUGCAAGCUGCACUCGUCCACCUUCUUCCUCAACAUGUUCGCCAGCGGCUUCCUGCUCAGCGCCAUCAGCCUGGACCGCUGCCUGCAGGUGGCGCGGCCCGUGUGGGCCCAGAACCACCGCACGGUGGCCGCGGCGCACAAGGUCUGCCUGGUGCUCUGGGUGCUGGCGGUGCUCAACACGGUGCCCUACUUCGUGUUCCGGGACACCAUCCAGCGGCAGGACGGGCGCACCAUGUGCUACUACAACGUGCUGCUCCUGAGCCCGGGCCGGGACCGCAACGCCACGUGCCACUCGCGCCAGAUGGCCCUGGCCGUCAGCAAGUUCCUGCUGGCCUUCCUGGUGCCGCUGGCCGUCAUCGCCUCGAGCCACGUGGCCGUGAGCUUGCAGCUGCGCCACCGUGGCCGCCGGCGCUCCAGCCGCUUCGUGCGCCUGGUGGCGGCCAUCGUGGUGGCCUUCGUGCUCUGCUGGGGGCCCUACCACAUCUUCAGCCUGCUGGAGGCGCGGGCGCACGCCAACCCGGCGCUGGGGCCGCUGGCGUGGCGCGGGCUGCCCUUUGUCACCAGCCUGGCCUUCUUCAACAGCGUGGUCAACCCGCUGCUCUACGUGUUCACCUGCCCCGACCUGCUGAGCAGGCUGCGGCGCUCGCUGCGCAGCGUGCUGGAGAGCGUGCUGGUGGACGACAGCGAGCUGGGUGGCCUGGGCAGCGGCCGCAGGCGCCGCGGCUCCUCCACCACGGCCUCGGCCACGGCCCUCUCGCUGGACGGCCGCCGCCUGCCCUCGUUCGGCUCCGCGCGUCUCCUGGGCUGGCUUCGGGGCGGCCGCGACGGGUCCAAGCAGCAGGGGCGGGCCCCAUCCCAGGACGAGACCGGGCCCCUGAACCAGGAGGCGCUGGGCGCCACUUCUGAUUAGGAGGCGCCACCCGCGAAGGCGAGGCUCCCCGGGAAGGCGAGGCUGGACCGUGGCUGGGCGCUAGAGCAUCCUGCAGACACCAGCAUUGAGAAGCAGCUACCGCGCCGCCAGCCCCGAGGGGCGAGUCCGGUCUAGGGAUCUGCGUUUCCAAGUACCCAGGGUGACUGAGUCCUUCUUCAGAAACAACGGGAGCUACGCCGCGUGACUCAGACUUGUAUGAGUGGCCCUGGCGAGCCUGUGGAAGUGCAGCCGGGCUCCGGUGGCGCGGGCGGCGGGGCUGGAUGGGCCUUUCUGACAGCUUCCAGGAUGUCAGGGCCUGUGGUCCGCGGACCACGCUGGAGCAGCCCAGGUUGACUCAUGACUUCUCCACCAGGGUAGCGGAUUUCCUGGAGCUCAGUGACACCUGGCGAUGGGGGGUGGGGUGGACAUUAAACCCCCGAUGUAGUUUUGGGAUAGCCAUGUGGGAAAUGCUUGGGGACACGGUUCCACUCCAGCCUCUUCACACACACAUUUACUCACACCAUACACAUUUUACCCCGUAAUCUCGAGGGGCUCGUUUUAUUAACCCCGAUCUUUACAGAAGAGCAGAGUGAGGUGCCUGCUUACCUAAGGGUCGUACGCUCAUUGAGUUUAAGAAGUGAAAGACAUCCGACAGCCCCAACAGACUUAAGAGAUAGCUGCAUCAGAGCCCCUGCUGUGCCCUCUGACCAGCGUUGCCCAAAGUGCACUUACAAGGUGGAACGAGAGGAGUCUGGGAAAGCUGGGUCCGUGCCACCGGCCUCCUCAGAGGGGCCUGGCCUUGGUGUUUGAAUACGCGCUGCAGCCUCCCAGGCCAGAGCAGGACACCUGUGCGGGCGGGGGGAGCUGCAGGGUGGGCUCAGCACCUCCGCAGCAGCCACUUCCCGGCCACACACGGGCAGAGCGGCUGUCACUUCCACUUUGCAGAUGGAGGGGCUCCUCGUACUUGCUACUGAACCCCGCCUGCCUGGCUCUUCUACCUGCCCUGGACCUGGGGACAAACACUGCUCCAUUUUACCUCUGCCUCCCUGGGGCUGGCACAGAGCGGGUGCCGGCAAAUGCUGGCGGGUGUGUGUGUGUGUGUGUGUGUGUGUGAAAUGUUAGCGGAAGAGGCAGAAUGGGUUUCUUGGGGCGAGUGCUCCUGAGGCCACCCCAGGACUGGCCCUGCGGGCUGGCUGGCGAGCUUUGUACCCUGUCCUCCCAGCGCCAGCAAGGCCUGGCCCCUGGAAGCGCCCGGAACCGAUGUACAUCAGCCGGCUGUGCAGACAUCCCCCCAGCGCCUCGGCCCUGCUCCCACUUGCCACCUGAUACUUAUGUAUUUGAUGUGUUUAUUGUGUUUUGCCAUCAGAAUGAAAGCUCCUUGGGGGCAGGGACUUGUCCGCUGUCCGAAUUGUGCCCGUGCUGAAUAAAUACUUCUGCUGUAGAUGGGAUGGGCGUGAGUCUGGCACAGGAAGAGGCAGCUGGAGAGAAGCCCCAUCCGAGCUGGAUUCCUGACUGCCGCCUCCUGGCCUGGGUUGGAGCCAGGACCUUAAGACAGAUCAUCCACGU
This is a messenger RNA of Talpa occidentalis (Iberian mole), 2787 nucleotides long. It is a transcript of the gene PTGDR2, whose product is annotated as prostaglandin D2 receptor 2. Gene Ontology annotation, cellular component: plasma membrane. The coding region runs from base 4 to 1221 and encodes 405 amino acids. Lineage: Eukaryota; Metazoa; Chordata; Mammalia; Eulipotyphla; Talpidae. The transcript has a single exon. The record is from RefSeq and is a predicted model, not a curated record. Gene Ontology annotation, molecular function: G protein-coupled receptor activity; complement receptor activity. Gene Ontology annotation, biological process: complement receptor mediated signaling pathway; inflammatory response; phospholipase C-activating G protein-coupled receptor signaling pathway.